This is a messenger RNA of Sorghum bicolor (sorghum), 1001 nucleotides long. Its product is annotated as thioredoxin domain-containing protein PLP3B-like. The record is from RefSeq and is a predicted model, not a curated record. The transcript has 8 exons. Gene Ontology annotation, cellular component: cytoplasm. NCBI's taxonomy places the organism in Eukaryota, Viridiplantae, Streptophyta, Magnoliopsida, Poales, Poaceae. Bases 121 to 810 code for a protein of 229 amino acids.
CACUUCACUUCGCUCUUCCUCCUCACGAAACCAGAGCAAAUCCGGCGAGCCGGUGCGGCGGCAGCGGGCGGAGGAGGGAGACGCCGGCGCGAGCAGGAGCAUCAGGAGGAGGCGGCGGAGAUGGAUCCGGACGCGGUGAAGUCGACGCUCUCUAACCUCGCCUUCGGCAACGUCAUCGCCGCCGCCGCCCGCGACCUCCAGAAGGAAAUGGUGGCUAAAGACAAGGCUCAAGCAGCACCUGCAAGCCAUGAUGAAGUUGAUCUUGAUGAGUUGUUGGAUGACCCUGAACUUGAGAAGUUGCAUGCGGAGAGAAUUGCUGCCCUUAAGAAAGAGGCUGAGAAGCGUGAAGUGCUAAAAAGGCAAGGUCAUGGUGAAUACAGGGAGAUAACUGAAGGGGACUUCCUUGGGGAGGUUACUGGCAGUGAAAAAGUCAUAUGCCAUUUCUAUCACCGUGAAUUUUACCGUUGCAAGAUCAUGGAUAAGCAUUUGAAGGCCCUUGCCCCAAUCUAUGUGGGAACAAAAUUCGUCAAGCUUGAUGCUGAAAAUGCUCCAUUCUUUGUGUCCAAACUGGCAAUCAAAACAUUGCCAUGUGUAAUACUGUUCAAGAAGGGUAUUGCUGUUGACCGGUUAGUCGGGUUCCAAGAUCUUGGAAGUAAAGACGAUUUUUCAACAAGAGCAUUGGAAAAUAUUCUAAAGAUGAAAGGGAUAAUUGAUGAGAAGAAGAAAGAUGAUGAUGAUGACGAUGAAGAAAGUGAGUCUAAGAAUAGGAGGGUUAGAUCUUCAACUGCCCAAGAUUCUGACUCAGACUGAACAUGAGAUGAGGAUUGAGGAUUCGCCCUUUUUUGCACUUUAGAUUUUGUUUGUUUGUUCUGUACUGUAAUUGAUUUGUGUGACCCAUGUAUCGAUACCAGAUACCAGAACAAGAGCAUGUACAAGAGAUUCUUUACUAACUCAGCAUCCAUUUUGUGUAAAAGCUAGGGUUUGUGGCUGCCUUUUUUUUU